UAUAUGUAUUACGAAUGCAAAUAAGACGAUGUUUGGGAGUUUAAAUGAAACGAUCCGCUCCGCAACAACGCUCGAUUUGUUCUGCCCCAUAUAUUUACAUGUUUUUGUCCGGUACCACUUCUGUGUGUACCUAUGAUUCAGCGUCUAAUCUUCUCCCAGUGCCGUCCCAGUAUACGCUGCACUAUUUUUCCGUAACAUAUGGUUAAUAAAUAAAAAAAUAAAUAAAUCGAACAAACGUCUCAUCAGAUCGCAAUUGUGUCAACAAUCUCAACUGACUGAAACUUGCGUAUCUACAUACUAAAAAACGGUAUACCGGAGCGGUCUACAGUUCUUUCCACGAUGGCAAAGAUCGAGGACGAUGACGCGCUGGCAUUGAUAGGCCUUGGGGUCAUUUUGAAGAAGAAACAUACAAAAACAGUGAUAAAAAAGCGAAAAAAGUGGUGUAAACAUUGGCUAUUGAAGAGGAAAACCUAUAGUCAUGUUAACCUAUUGAAUGAGCUAAAAUUCGAACCUGAAGAUUUUAAAAACUCUCAGAAUGGACGAGAAUACCUACCUAAAAUUACUUGCAAUGGUUACGCCCAUGAUAACAAGAAUGGAUACAAUUAUGAGGAAUAGUAUUUCUGCGCACGAAAGGCUAUCAGUUACCUUAAGAUUUCUUGCAACCGGCCGCAGUUACGAGGACCUAAAAUUUUCAUCAAUUAUUUCACCUCAAGCGCUCGGAAAAAUUAUUCCUGAGACAUGUGAGGCCUUGUAUAAGGUUCUCAGAAAAGGUUAUUUGAAGUUUCCUACAUCUGAAGAAGAAUGGAAAGAAAUAGCAAAGAUGUAUGAAGAACGAUGGAACUUUCCUCAUUGUCUCGGUGCAAUAGAUGGGAAGCACAUUGCGAUUGUUCCUCCGGGUAAUAGUGGAUCAUAUUUUUAUAAUUAUAAAGGGCAUCAUAGUGUGGUUCUUAUGGCAAUUGCUAAUGCAAAAUACCAAUUUGUGUACAUAGAUGCUGGAAUGAAUGGUAGAAUAUGCGAUGGAGGGGUACUACAAAAUACUGUAUUUUUUGAAAAAUUAGAAAAUAAUGAAUUACAUAUUCCAAGCAGUGAAACAAUAACAGGAAGUAACCUACAUUUGCCAUAUGUAUUUUUGGCAGACGACGCCUUUCCAUUACGCCCCGAUAUGAUAAAACCGUUUCGCCAGGGAGAUUUAACAUCCCGAGAAAGAAAAAUCUUUAAUUACAGAUUAUCUCGUGCCCGACGCACUGUAGAAAAUGCUUUCGGCAUUAUGGCAUCACGAUUUCGGAUAUAUUAUACUCAUAUAAAUUUAGAACCCAAAAAUAUCGAUAAAGUAGUUAAAGCUUCUUGUGCGUUACAUAAUUUUUUAAUUGAACACUCAAAAAAGUCUUAUGCAUCUCUAAAAUGUUUCUAUCGAGAGAACUCUGAAAACAGAACUAUAAUUUCGGAAGGAUAUGAUACAAAAAAUAGUACGAUGGAAAAUUUAGAAAGAAGAAACCCAGGAAAUACUUUGAACACCGCGAAGACUGUUCGAGAAGACUUCAUGAAUCAUUUUAAUGCGAAGGGAAGAGUACCAUGGCAAGAUGAUCAUGUAAAUUAACGAAGUAGUUUCAAAUAGCCUUGAACUAUCGUGUAAUCUCAAAUGUAAGCGAUAAUGUGUUAUAUACAAUUUAAUAAAAAUUACUAUGUACAAGAUAGUUUACUUACCUCACAACUAUUUUCGUCAUCACUGACCAAGUUUGAUGAAGAUUCCCUUGGAGUGCAUUGAUCCUGAAUAAAGUUAAAUAAAUCGUAGUACCAUAGCUUAAUAGAGUAUACAUCAUCGGCAGAUGCCCCAGACUUUAAAGACUGUUCAAAUUUCUUGUUCUCCUUUCUAACAUUACUUCUCAUGUUGUUAAUUUUUUUUACAACCACCGCUUUGCUAGCAUCUGGUUCUAUUUCUUUCAAUUUAUCAACCAGUAAUUUAUAGGCUGCUUCUUUUUUAUCCCUAUCGUGGUAUUCUUUAUUUUUUAUUUGCCAGAGGCACGGAUGAGUUCUAUAUAAAUCAAUGAAUUCUUCCAACACUUUUCUAACGGAAUCUGAUGGCGCCAUUUUCGCAUUUGGAGCAAAGCGGAGCAAUAUUCGCGCGCAACAGUGACUAGAAGACUGAAGCGACCUGCGCAGGCGACCGGAGUACAUCCACACACGCACAGGUACACCCUACCGUGCCAGUCGAAAGAAUUGAUUUUCGAUUCUGCUCCGGUCGCCUGCGCAGGUCCAGAAACCUGCGCAGGUC
Messenger RNA from Acanthoscelides obtectus, 2272 nucleotides. The record is from the annotation of a GenBank genome assembly. NCBI's taxonomy places the organism in Eukaryota, Metazoa, Arthropoda, Insecta, Coleoptera, Chrysomelidae.